Trichobilharzia regenti is the source of this 2888-nucleotide messenger RNA. NCBI's taxonomy places the organism in Eukaryota, Metazoa, Platyhelminthes, Trematoda, Strigeidida, Schistosomatidae. The record is from the annotation of a GenBank genome assembly.
AUGGAAUCUGACGACAGUUAUGAAACGGUAUCAGUAAAUCUAAAAGAAGAUACAGAGUCGGACUUAUCUGACAAUCAAAGUAGUGACCGUAGCAAUCAUAAUGAUACAAGAGAAGGAAAUUGUUCAAGUUGUGAUGGUUACUUAUCAAAUGGAGAAGUGUUAAAUGAUACUCAUUCACAGAAACAAUACCAUAGUUUUUCAAGAAAAUUGAAAGAACAAGGAAAAAAGAUUAAACUACUGGAACAGGAACGUAUAGGCUUUCUUGAACAAAUUGCCAAUCUCUGUUCAUCACUGGAAAAAAAGCAGCAAGAGCUUGUCGAAGUUCUGCAACUAUCUGAGGAAAAAGCGAAAUAUCACGCCCACUACAUGACUGAGGUUAGCAAUUUACUAGCUGAACUUGGGACACUAUUUCCAGAAAAUACAAAUGGUUCUACUCAAAAAAAUAAAACUUUAAAAUGUCCAUCUGAAGUUAAUGAUAAGAAAGAGAAUUCAAGUUCUACAGAAAAUACACAUGUUAAUACAUCUUCUACUAAUUCCACAGUGGAUGAUAAUUGCAACUCUGACUUUCCAAGAGAUAAUCGUGGUCGUGCUCUACUUGAUGCAUUAUCCGUUGCAGUAAAUGCUGCAAAAAAUAUGAAUUAUAGAAAAACUUCAACAAAUGAUUCUCAAAUAUCUCAAGGAUCUGACGUUGUACCGUCUGAAUCUUCAAAUGGCACUAGUCAUCGUAGUAUUUCAUUAACUGCAAGUCGAUUACCUCAACAAUUCAGCCAACCUCCACCAGCAACAAAAAGUCCCGUAGCCCUUGAAGUUCGUAUAUUACCGUCAUUUUGUUGGAAUGCUGAUCACGUACUCUAUUGGUUACGUGAAUAUGUUUGUUUGCCAGGUGGAUGUUUAGAAGCUGCUAGUCGACUUCGAAUGGAUGGAAAACAGCUGACAAGUGUUAUUGACAAGAAAGUUGAAAAGUUACUCAAUUUAAAUGAUGCAGGAUUACGUAAGAAAUUUUUUUCAGCAUUAGAAGAUCUACGCAUACAUGGACCGCCUGGUUUAUCCCGUCAUCCUGGUGCUAGUCAUAUAACCUAUCAGUGGGUUUGUGAUACUUGGUUAAAGCAUCAUUUAGGCCUUGUGCAAUUAAUUCCAUUAUUUGCAAUACGUCGUGUAGACGGUAGAAUGUUGGCCAGCUUAAUUUCUUAUAAACGUGUUAAACAUUCAGGUCAUGGUAGACAUCGUCAUCAUUCAAGUAAACGUAAAAGUAAACACACCGAUGAUAAUUCUGAUAACAAUUUAAGCAAUGUAGUCAUCUCUAAUCCUACUGAUGAUCACAUCUCCCUCAAGAAUUAUUCUGAACAAAAUCUCCUCAAUGUGAAAACUAAUAAAGUUAUCAGCAUCAACAGCAAUAAUGUUAAUUCUAACUCCGUCGCAUCAAUUUCAUCUAGAAACGGUACUAAUAAUACUCACCAAAAUAGCAGUAAUAAUAUUAAUAAUGUCGAAUCCCCUGGAUGUAAUUGGCAUGUAUCCGGACGUAAAGAAAUGUUGCAUAUUUUAUUGGGUUUAUCUUCUAAAGUCUCUUUAUCAUCGUCCAACAGUGGUGCAGAUUUACCUAUUGACUGUAAAUAUUCACUUGGUAAAAGAGAAGCGGAAAGUUUACGCGCAGCAGUUGAAUUACUACAUCAUCAUAACUUCAAUGUAGAGUCUAUUGAGAAGAUUCGUACUAGUUCAGACCCUGGUGAAUUAGAUCUUCUAUACUGGACUAAUGAUCAUAUUACUAAAUGGUUAUGUGACCUAGGCUUAAAAGAUUUUACAAAUGGAAUUGAAGCAAGUGGUUUACACGGUGCAUACAUGGUACUUGAUGCAUCAUUUGAUUUUGAUACUUUGAUAAAACGACUUCGAAUACCGACAAAUAUUGCAAAUAUGUGUAAAUUACAUGAACAUUUACAACGUGUACUGAAACCAGCUAGAAUUCGUGAAGGAAUAUCUAUGAAACAUCAUGGAAUCUUUCGUCGUCGUAGUGCCAGUCGACCAAAUUAUUCAAGCAAUAUGAUGCAACGUAGCAUGACGUCAAAUAGUGCAAUUAAUGGAAGUUAUCUAUCUUUGACAAAUUCAUCAUCAAAUGAUACUAAUUAUCAUUCAUCAAUGAAUGGAAAUCUAAUUCGUUCGAAUCCUAACAAGAUUCUUACAUCUCCAUCAUCUCCACCUUCACUCCCGACAUAUUUAACUGGAUCAACUAAUCUAAUGAACAAUUAUGUUGAUAUUGCAUCAAAUAAUCCUAUUGGAUUAACACCAAAACGUGAAAAACGCAGAGUUCUAACUGUCACUGGAGAUUUAAUGAAUCCUAGUCGUUUGACACGUGUUUUUACGCGUAGUCGUAAGACAUCACAAACUGUCAUAGAUGCUUCCUAUAAACAACUUCCAAAUGCACAAAUAUUAAGACAAAUGUCAAUUACAGGAUUAAAUGUUAAUAAUACAAGUGGGUCAAGUAAUAACUUGGACUGGAUAUCUGAUGUUGAAGAUAGAUCAAGUACAUUGGUUAGAAAACAGUCUGAGAAAAGUUUAACUAAUUCUACUGCAUCGAAAUCAGUAAACAGUAGUUCCAGUAAGGACAGUAAUAAACGUUCUAAAGCCCAAAAUGGAACAUCAACGAAAUCUUCACUUUUAAAUCACCAUGAUAAUAGCAAUAAUACUACUGUCAAUAAUGCGGAUUCGAAAAAGACUACUCCAUCCAGACAAGCUGUUCAGCCACAUGAGGCGCCAUUUGUGGAUCCUUUUGGUUCUGAUUGUGGUAGGCCUCGCAUACGUAUUUUACUUGGGCAGACAAAUCGUUUAAACUCAAUGGGUGGAACAUCUUUAACGCCUACAAUUUCUACUGCUACAAUUAAGAAUAUUUUUGAUAA